This is a messenger RNA of Penicillium lagena, 1323 nucleotides long. RefSeq names its product glycosyltransferase family 31 protein. Gene Ontology annotation, cellular component: membrane. The record is from RefSeq and is a predicted model, not a curated record. The transcript has 2 exons. NCBI's taxonomy places the organism in Eukaryota, Fungi, Ascomycota, Eurotiomycetes, Eurotiales, Aspergillaceae. Bases 1 to 1323 code for a protein of 440 amino acids. Gene Ontology annotation, molecular function: glycosyltransferase activity.
AUGCUCCCUCGUCGGUUCAGCCGUCGCCUGGCUGCCGUCGCCACCGCCGCCCUCCUCUUCCUCCUCUACCAUCUGUACACCCUGCAAGCGGGACUCCAGCCACCACCAAGCCGACAACUCUCCUCCACCACCGAACCCAGGUAUACCGGCGAGCCCAAUACUGUGUGUCCGCCACUCCCCGGCGUCGAGGAUGUGCUGGUGGUGAUGAAAACUGGGGUGACGGAGUCGCAAGACAAAGUCCCCGUCCACUUCACGACCACCCUCCGCUGCAUCCCCAACUACAUCAUCGUGUCGGACUUCGACGAAGAAAUCGAAGGCGUCAAGAUCCGGGAUGUCCUCCAUAAUAUGGAUUCGGAGGUCCGGGAUCGCGUCCAAGACUUCGACAUCUACAACCGCAUCCGCCAACAAGGGCGCAAGGGUCUGGGCGGGAACGACUUCAGCGAUGUGGCCAACUCCGCCAUCGGCAAGCCCAACAAUCCCGGCUGGAAGCUUGAUAAGUGGAAGUUCCUGCCCAUGGCGCAGGAGGCCCUGCGCACGAAACCCGAUGCCAAGUGGUUUAUCUUCAUGGAGGCAGACACCUACGUCUCGUGGACGACCGCGCUGGCGUGGUUGAGCCAUUACGACGCCUCGAAGCCACACUACCUUGGCACGGAGACCCAAAUCGCAGAUGUGAUCUUUGCCCAUGGCGGGUCGGGCUUCGCGCUCUCCAACCCGGCUCUGACCCGUGCGGUGGGGAGCUAUACCUCCAACACCAAGGAGUGGCACGAUUAUACGGACUUCCACUGGGCCGGGGAUUGUGUGCUGGGCAAGGUCCUCUUUGAUGCCGGCAUCAAUCUGGAAUUCUCGUGGCCGAUCCUACAAAACUCCAACCUCGGCGAACUGAGCGAGUUCAGCAAGGGCUUCUACCGUGAACCAUGGUGUUUCCCUUCCAUGGCUCUGCACCAUUUGACACCUGCCGAGAUCAAAAAUCUGUGGGAAUUUGAGUCAAAGCGCUGGCGCAAAAACAAACACACCCUGCUGCACAGCGACCUCUUUCGCGAAUACCUCUACCCCGAAAUCGCAACCCAGCCCACCCGUCUAGACUGGGACAACAGUGCUGAAGACGACCAGCCCUUCGCUACCUCCUUCGAAGACUGUCGCGAAGUCUGCGAGGCGCAGAAGGACUGCGUACAAUUCGUCUUCAAGGGUGGAUCCUGUUAUACAAGCGGUAACCCCCGGCUUGGUGCCAAGGCCUCCGAUGCUGUGUCCGGCUGGUUGACGACCAGGAUCCGGGAAAUGAUGGAUAACAAGGGAUUGUGCAGUGCGCCGGAUUGGGGGGUCUGA